Messenger RNA from Linepithema humile (Argentine ant), 1458 nucleotides. RefSeq lists its product as uncharacterized. NCBI's taxonomy places the organism in Eukaryota, Metazoa, Arthropoda, Insecta, Hymenoptera, Formicidae. The record is from RefSeq and is a predicted model, not a curated record.
CGGCUAGCUGACCACCAGUCGUCAGUUUCGAAUCACGCGAGAUCAAACGCGCUCACUGAUUUCUCUUUCUUUUUUUUCUUUUUCAAUUGUGUAUCGCGAUGUCCUACCGUUGGUGCGCGCUUUUCUUUUGUUUGCUGGCGGUUUUUCCGCCGCGCGGAAGUCAUUGCGCCGCAAAUGUCACCGAUGUCGCGGAACAAACGCAGGCGGAGAACGCGUUGGCGAAGCUGGUGAAAAUGUUCUCCAAACCGGGCGCGUUCAAGCGGAUCGACGCGAUACUCGGCGAGAACACGAUAGAGGCAUCGUUCACGAGCUGUCCCAUGGGCGAGGAGGGCCUGGAGUGCCGAAGGGCCGAGGCCCGCAGAUCGGCCGACUGUCCGCGAGGAGACUGUUUCUGUUACGAUUGCGCCGCCGCCGGAGCUGAUUUAUGGGCCUCCUGUUGCCGUGAAAGCUUGAGAUGCUGCUCUCACCUCGCGGCAGCUUGCAGGACAUGCGACCAGCCGACGCUGUAUCCCUUCUGCGCGAAGCACUUCAAGAAAUGCUUGGCUCAGUACAACGAGAAAAAGCAGAAUUAGCGGCCGCGCAUCUUCGGGAUCUUCGGCGGCGUCUCACAAUCUGUGAUAGAUCGAUUUUAUCAUGACGAUCAUCGACGAUCUUGCGGCACUCGACUCGCCUUCUUCGCGAUCCAAUUGUUACAAUUUCGUCGUAUUUACGCGGAGCGAAAGCUAUCAGCCAAAAAGGACGCGAGACACUUAACUUAAUCGUGUUAGCAAUUGCGCAAUCAAAGUACGCCGUGCAUUUCUAAAUAUAGCGUUUAUCUACAAAGUCGUUGAACUGGUCCUGCCUGAUUAUUUCUGAUCGCAAUUUCAUCGGAACGAAUACUUUAGAUAUUCCGCGAUGGAGAUUUAUACACUUGAACUUCGGCAGCGUGCAUUAAAUGAGAAAUUUACAGGAUGGACAUUUAUACAUUGCGGAAUAAUAUUAUUUGUAAAACAAAACGAUUUUUUUUAUAAAAAGAAAUAAAAUUGUUUUGUUUUUUCGCACAUAAGAGGAUUGCUGAAAAUCAGAUUUGUGAAAUUCGGUUUAGAAUUACUGCGCAUUACGGAAGAUUUUUUUCUGUGAAUUUUUAUUUAUCCGAUAGUUUCGGAAAAAUAAUGAUGCAACGUAAGCAGAAAGAAUGUAAAAAAUUUUUAGAUUUAUGAAUCUAAAAUAUAAAUUAAGAUAUAGGUACAUAAAUCAGUGAACUCAUAUAUCUGUACACUCGUGAAUUUGCGAAUACAUAGUUUUGUACACAGUACAGCAUGGAUCAACAUUUUAUUCUUUGAUUUUUGGCAAGACACUCGAAUAAUUAGAUAACUAUAAUGAAACACACAAAAUUUCGAAUUUCGUCGAUAAACGUAGAUUAAUUACCAAUAUUACUAACGCAAGUCUCUCGCAGAUAUGAAUUAAUCAAAAAAAAAA